This is a messenger RNA of Aspergillus udagawae, 1020 nucleotides long. RefSeq names its product prenyltransferase spyF. Bases 1 to 1020 code for a protein of 339 amino acids. Gene Ontology annotation, molecular function: transferase activity, transferring alkyl or aryl (other than methyl) groups. The transcript has 3 exons. Lineage: Eukaryota; Fungi; Ascomycota; Eurotiomycetes; Eurotiales; Aspergillaceae. The record is from RefSeq and is a predicted model, not a curated record. Gene Ontology annotation, cellular component: membrane.
AUGUACAAAGUCAUGGAAACUGACCCAUCUCCUCAGCGGCGAUCUGUCCUGCAGCUCGUGAAGGACCUGCUUAUCCUAUCCAGAUUUCACAAGUACAACCCAUGGCUUGCUGUAUUUUCAGGAGUUUGGGCAACGUUACUUGCUGGUGCUAAUGAAAUAACCGCUAAUCCGACCUCGAUCUCGACCAACCACAUCCUACGGCAGGCUCUUCUAUGCUUCCUCUGCGGCUACAUCUACUGCGGUGCUGGCAUGGUCUGGAAUGACUGGGUCGACCGCAGCAUCGACAAAAAUGUAGCGCGCACCAAGAAUCGGCCCUUGGCAGCGGGGAGAGUGACUGCAACCGAGGGCUUCAUCUGGAUGUUGGUCCAAUUUUCUGUCUCCUGGUGGCUGAUGGAUAUUAUGCUGGAGGGUCACGACGUCGCGGCUGCUAUGAUCCCAGUCACCGUCGCCACAAUCCUCUAUCCCUACGGAAAGCGUCAAUUCUUCCGUCGACUAUGCAUCUAUCCCCAGUACUUCCUCGGCUUUACACUAGCCUGGCCCAGCGCAAUCGGUUGGAUGGCAAUCAAAGGCCGCGAGAUCCCAGUCACGCAAAGCAUCACUGAGUCCCUCCCGCUGGCAAUCACCGUCUUCGUGUGGACCCUGUACCUCAACACAGCAUACAGCUACCAAGAUGUCGUCGACGACUCAAAGAUGAAUGUGAACUCGGUGUACGUCGCCGUGGGGUCCCGCAUCCACUUGUUCCUGGCCGUCCUGGCGGGUCUAGUGCUCGGCUCUGUCUACCUGCAGCUGCGGGCCCAGAAUUCCAGCUGGCUGUGGGCCUCGUGGAUGUUUGUCUGGGCUUUGUCGUUUUUGCAUCAGCUGCUGAGGUUCGAUGCGAAGAAGCCGGAGAGUGGAGGCCCGCUUCACAAGGAGAACUUUGCGCUUGGGCUGUGGACUAUCGUUGCCUGUGUUGUUGAAUUGGGACUAAGAUCGGGAAAGAUCGAUCAGUUCUUGUCUAGCCGGGCCUUCCGUCUCCAGUGA